Lethenteron reissneri (Far Eastern brook lamprey) is the source of this 1344-nucleotide messenger RNA. Its product is annotated as bone morphogenetic protein 2-like. Gene Ontology annotation, molecular function: growth factor activity; cytokine activity. The record is from RefSeq and is a predicted model, not a curated record. Gene Ontology annotation, cellular component: extracellular region. NCBI's taxonomy places the organism in Eukaryota, Metazoa, Chordata, Hyperoartia, Petromyzontiformes, Petromyzontidae.
AUGAAGACGGAGGCGCUGCGGAGACUCCGAGAGCUGUUCGGCCUCGAGCGGGGAGAGGUCGCCGAGGAAGGUGGAGGAGGUGGAGGAGGUGGUGGAGGAGGUGGAGGUCGCGACUCCACGUCCACCCGGCCGCCCCAGUUCAUGGUGGACCUCUACGAGGCUGUGUCUGGGGAGGGCGGCGUGAGCCGGGAGCCCGGCCUGCUGGCCGGCAACGUCGUGCGGAGCUUCCUCACCAAAGCGGAGUCCGAGCGCUCGCUAUUCGUGUUCGACGUGGCGCGGGUGGCACGUGCCGAGCGCGUGCUCUCGGCCGAGCUGCACGUGUUCCGCACGCGUCACGGGCAGUCACGUGGUGCUGCGGCGGGGGUGGCGGCGGCGCCACCUGGUGGCAGCGGUGGGGAGCACGCGGGCGGCUCCUACUCGCACUCGUCGCCGCGGAGACACCAGCAGCACUACUGCCAGGUGAACGUGUUUGCGCUGCACGGUGCACCUCCCGUCCAGGGGCACACCACGAGCGGCCGCCUCGUGGCCUCGCGCCUCGUGUCUGUGUACGGGGCCACGUGGGAGGUGUUCACGGUGACUCGCGCGGUCCAGUCCUGGGUGUCGGACCGCAGCUCCAACCAUGGCCUGCUGGUCACGGUGGAGAACCUGUCCCACGGCCACGCAGAGCGGGGGGACGGGCCGGCGGGCCGCCCCCCGUGGCCCGACCGAGGGGACACCCUGAAGUUCGUGAGCGGCAAGGACCGCCAGGCCGGCAGGGAGCCGAUGCUCGUAGUGUUCUCGGACGACGGCCGCAGGUCGGCGUUCGGCCGCAACCCCGGCCACGACUACGAGCUUCCGGGCGACGCCGACGCCGCCGAUGCCCUCCGCCGCCUCUCGCGGGCCCGCCGCAACCUCCCCAAGCCGUCCACCUCCUCAACCUCCUCCUCGUCGCCGGUCGACUCGCCCGCCAGACCGCAGGCGCCGAAGCCGCCGCCGGCGUCGUCGUCAUCGUCGGAAGGUUCCGGGCCUUGCCGCCGCCACCCGAUGUACGUCGACUUCCAGGAGGUUGGCUGGUCCGGCUGGGUCAUUUCCCCGCGCGGUUACAACGCCUACUCCUGUGCCGGAGCGUGCCCCUUCCCGCUGGGCCACGCCCUGCGGCCUACCAACCACGCGACGGUGCAGAGCGUCGUGCGGGCCCUGCGGCCUCCCUCGUCGGCGGCGGGCGGCCGAGGGUCGGCGGUGCGGGCACCGUGCUGCGUCCCGGACGAGCUCUACUCCAUCAACCUGCUCUACUACGACGAGGCGGGCAACGUCGUGCUCAAGCAGUACGACGACAUGGUGGCCGUCAGCUGCGGCUGCCACUGA